Messenger RNA from Cimex lectularius (bed bug), 4275 nucleotides. RefSeq names its product sodium/hydrogen exchanger 8 (gene Nhe1). The record is from RefSeq and is a predicted model, not a curated record. Gene Ontology annotation, biological process: proton transmembrane transport; regulation of pH; sodium ion transport. Gene Ontology annotation, cellular component: Golgi apparatus; membrane. Lineage: Eukaryota; Metazoa; Arthropoda; Insecta; Hemiptera; Cimicidae. Bases 59 to 1960 code for a protein of 633 amino acids. Gene Ontology annotation, molecular function: sodium:proton antiporter activity. The transcript is spliced from 7 exons.
CUUGAGUUGUGUGUUCUGCCGGACCAGUUGUCCAUAUGAUGUUCCUAUUUAGUCGAAAAUGAAAAGAAAGAUGUUUUUAAAUUGUUUUAUACUUUUAAUUAUAUGCUUUUCAUCCGUGAGCCUCGAGAAGGCGAUGAAUAAGGAUUUGGCUUCAGCCGGAAACUCGAGCAAGAUUUCGACGUCGAAGGCGUCCAUAAGCUCGACUGCAGAACCAAAGAGGAUUGAAAACGAUGUCGCCCGUUUGCCAGGAAAUGGGACGACAAAAGCUCUGGAUUCGAAGAACAAGACAACGACACCUCAGCCAGUGCACAACACAAGCAUCGCUGCACCGAACGAGCCGGUCCUUCCGGAGAAAGGCUCUGCAGAGGCUGAGCACAACAGCUCCAUGGCUAUAUUCUUCGUCCUCUGCGUACUCGCACUUGGUAUAAUCCUGAUACAUUUCAUGCUCAUGACUAAUUUCAACUACCUGCCUGAAAGCGUCGCAAUUGUCUUUCUCGGCGCUUUGAUCGGCCUCAUCAUACACCUCAUGUCCGAUCAGAACAUCGGUGACUGGAGGAAAGAAGAGGCGUUCUCUCCUACAGCUUUCUUUCUUGUACUCCUUCCUCCGAUUAUAUUUGAGUCUGGGUAUAAUCUCCACAAGGGGAAUUUUUUUCAGAACAUUGGCUCGAUACUUGUAUUCGCGAUCGCUGGGACGACCAUCUCCGCAUUGGUGAUAGGAGGAGGAGUUUACUUUUUAGGUUUAGCCCAGGUAGCGUAUAAACUAAGCUUUAUGGAGAGUUUUGCCUUUGGUUCAUUAGUCUCCGCUGUCGAUCCUGUCGCAACUGUUGCAAUAUUUCAUGCUUUGGAUGUCGAUCCUGUUUUAAACAUGUUGGUCUUCGGUGAGAGCAUUCUCAAUGAUGCAAUCGCAAUCGUCUUAACUACAUCUGUUUUUGAGUCAAACAACACAUCCAUGUCCUCGUCUGAGGCUGUCCUAGCUGGAAUCAACCGUUUCUGCUUAAUGUUCUUCGCCUCAGCUGGGAUCGGAGUCGUCUUUGCUCUGAUGAGUGCUUUGCUCCACAAACAUAUUGAUUUAAGAAAGAACCCUUCUCUCGAAUUUGGUAUGAUGUUGGUUUUCACCUAUGCACCAUACGCCUUGGCAGAAGGGAUCCAUCUUUCUGGUAUCAUGGCAAUUCUCUUCUGCGGGAUUGUCAUGUCACAUUACACACAUUACAACCUAUCGACUGUGACGCAGAUCACGAUGCAGCAGACAAUGCGUACUUUGUCGUUCAUCGCGGAAACUUGCGUCUUUGCCUAUCUCGGGCUUGCAAUUUUCAGCUUCCGUCACCGUGUCGAGCCGGCUCUCGUCAUCUGGAGCCUCAUCCUCUGCCUGCUCGGCCGAGCCUGCAAUAUAUUCCCUCUCGCCAUUCUCGUAAAUAAAUUCCGCGAGCAUAAGAUCACGAAAAAAAUGAUGUUCAUCAUGUGGUUUUCUGGGUUGAGAGGUGCAAUUUCAUACGCUCUCUCUCUUCACUUGGACUUCAGCGAUGAAACAAGACAUGUCAUCAUAACUACAACAUUAAUCAUAGUUCUUGUUACAACAUUGAUUUUUGGAGGAUCAACAAUGCCUCUUAUGAAAUUUUUACAAGGAAAUAGGAAACACAUGUCGAGUACGAGGAGUAGAAGGAAGCGUAAAGAAAAAGCGCUUUCCCUCAGCAAAACAAAAGAAUGGGGACAAGCGAUCGAUUCCGAACAUCUCUCCGAGUACACGGAAGAGGAAAACAUGGAGGUGAACUUCCUUCAAACGAGGAUUCGCGGUUUUGCCAAAUGGGAUUACAAGUAUUUCAUACCGUUUUUCACAAGAAGAUUCACCCAGCAAGAAUUAAAAGAUUGCAAGUCACAGAUGACCGAUUUGACAAACCAGUGGUACCAGGCGAUUAGGAUAUCACCGAAUGAGACUGACGAAGAACAAGAAGGACCAAGCUGACAAGCAGAGAACCCCUUUGAGAGGCCCUAGGUCUGUAAGAGAACACAUAGGGAAUCAUGUAAUGGGCCUUCAGGGAACUUUUGAAAUAAGGUUUAACGUUACCAUUUUAGGUUGUGAAUAGCUGUUAUGGUUAAGUUUGGUUUUGGUGCUUGGGUCCCGGGUGUUUGUAGCAAUGAACUGAACUUAAUAGUUACUACUACUCUAUAGCAAAGUUUUAAAAACAAAAUAUAAACUUAGCAUUCUAAUGUAUAUAGACACAACAGAUUUAAAAUGAUUGUAUUGCAAAGUCUGCAUCAAACAUGAAAAUUUAUACACUACUGCUCUGUGAAAGUGGAAAGGUUUGUAAUUCUUAAAAAAAAAAAAAAAAUUAAACUUCCUAGGCAAAGUCGCCUAUUAGACACCAGGAGAAUAAGACUUCACAACAAUUAUUUGGACAAAAAUAUGUGUGUUUCUUACAUUUAAUGUAAAAACCUGUAUAACAAAUGCCUCUGAAGAAGAUGCUUUCCAAAAAAAAAAAUAUGGAAAGUAUCAAAAAUAAUGCUGAGUUUAAUAAUUACCAAACCUGGGUAAGAAAGUGAUGUCUUCAAAUAUCGACCAAUAAGCUUGCUUUUGUUAUUCAGAAAGCUACUUGAAAAGCUUCUUAUAAUAGAGUACAGUUUUGGAUAUAUUAUCAACACUUUAUGCCAUCUAGAAAAUAUUGGUUGUCCCACAAAGAUUUGCUACUGAGGAGUUAAUUUAUAUUAAAAACAUUUUGAAGAACAAAAGAUGGAAAAAGGAAACCAAACCUUAAUGGAUGUUGCAGGCGUAUUUGACUCGGCUUGCUGGAAUUCAAUUUUGCUUCAGUUGGGUAAAAAUAAUUGUCCUGAAAACUUCUUCAACUUAUCUAAAGAUUAUUUUAGUAACAGAUUUGCAUACGUGUUUAACAAUAGCAAAAAAUUUAUUAGAAUAAUUAAAAAGGAUGCCCUCAAGGGUCAUGAUGUGAGCUAGGGUUUUGGAAUUUAAUGCGCAAUUCCCUCCUGAACAUCAAACUCCCUGAUGACAUGGAAGUAGUAGCUUUUGCAAAAGACCUUGUAUUAAUAAUAUUUGCCAAAACAGAAACUGAACUUGAAAAAUUGGAAAAUGAGGCAAUUAAAAAAAUCGAAGAAUGUUCAUGAAAACCAGAUCCAGUUUAACCCACAAAAAUCUCAACUUAUCCACAUAACUGGAUAGUCUAAGUCAACUCCCAUGAUGUACGCUUAUUGGAGGGAAAAAAUUCCCCGGAAUCAAUUAAAAAUUCUUGGACUUUUGUUUAAUAAAACAAUGUCAUGGUAACACCGCAUAAUUCCACAAUAGACCUGUUUAGGUCGCAGAGGAGGAAGAAUUGUGUUCAAUCAACCCCCUCAAAAAAGAAAAAAAAGAGACUGAUUAACAUGCUGUGUUGUUUGGCAAAAAUAGACUGGGGGUUGAUGAUGAAGCUCUUGAAAUUAUUUACAAAGGCACUAUAAUUCCUAUACAUAUGCAGCCGCCAGUAUGGGCUGUAGCGUUAAUAAAAAAAUUUAAAAAAAUGUAUAUAUAAAAACUGAGAAGUGGUCAGCGAAAAUGGCUCUGCACGUAUUUAAGGAAUAUAGGACGAUAUCAUUUGAAGCUAAAGUAUUUCUGGCUCAAAUAAUUCCAAACGACCUGAAAAUAAAAGAAAUAGAAGGUCUACUCCACACGAUAAAGAAACAGUCAAUGAACUAACAUUCCCAGCAUACGAAAUUGAAAUCCCACUAACAGUUGGAAAAUGGCCACAUCCAUCAGAAACUGUAAAUGUGGAUUAAAACUUCGAGGGAGAUAAUUUUACUCUAUAGGUGUUUACAGAUGACAGUGACAAUUGGUGAAGCAAACGAGGGUUGCGCUUUUGCCAUAUUGAAUAGAGGUUCAGAUAUAAACAGCGAAAUGCACAAACUCGCCCCCUGGUGUAACAGUAAUCAGGCUGAAUUAUUUGCAAUCCUGAAGACAUUACAACGGAUGGAAAUAGAAGUAAAAAAAAGAGAGAUUCUGAAGCCAACGUAAAGAUCCAACUGAGAAUUGAUAGUGACAUUAGCUUCAAGGUAAUAACCAAUCACAAAAUUCACAACAGGGAAGCAGAAAUUAUUAGAAAAAUAUUUUGGAAUUUGGACAAGAACUUAAAUACAAAGAUCCUGAUUGGUCAGGUAUAAGUACAUAAUGGUAUUCGUGGGAACGAGCUAGUAGAUAGCUAUGCAAAAAAAAGCAACCCUUAAUGAAAAUUUGGUACCUUCAUUUACUCAAGUGCAUUAUCAUAUGUAAAAAAAGAGUUAAGAAAGAUGGCAAUG